Molecule: messenger RNA, 2109 nt
Organism: Rotaria sp. Silwood1
Lineage: Eukaryota; Metazoa; Rotifera; Eurotatoria; Philodinida; Philodinidae
Source: the annotation of a GenBank genome assembly
AUGUUUCUAUUACUAUAUUUUAUUUUAUUUAUUUCUUCUAUUAAAGCUUGUCCAUUAAAAACAGUUGAUAUUCAUUCAGGUUGUUAUUGUGGUAUAGAAAUAGAUGGUAAAAAUUAUAUUCAUUGUCAUCCAUAUUCAAUAAAUAAUAUACCAGAAUUUACACGUUCAUAUAUAUAUGAUAAAUUAAAUUUAUCAAAUAAUUUUAUUGAAUAUUUAACAAAUAAAUCAUUUCAUCAAUUAAAAAUACGACGUAUUUAUAUUGAAAAAAAUCCAAUAAAUUAUAUUGAUAAACAAACAUUUAAUAAUAAUAAUCUUCUUCAUUAUCUUGAAGAAUUAUAUAUUGAAACAAUAAAUAAUAGUAGUUUAGAAUUUCUUUGUUAUGGUAUAUGGAAAAAACUUCGUAUACUUAAAUUAUCAAGAUUUAAUUUAAAUCAAUAUCAAUAUUGUUUUAAUAAACUUAAUCAUCUUGAAAAAUUAAUUAUACAAUAUUCAUAUAUUCAUAUUAUAUCAUAUCAUAUAUAUAAACUUCCAAUAUUAUAUGAACUUUCAUUGAUUAAUAAUCAUAUUGAAUAUUUUAAUUUUGAUGAUCAAUAUUUAAUUUAUUCAUCAUCAAUACAAAUAUUAAAUUUAACAUCAAAUCAACUUCAAACAAUACCAAAUGAUUUAAAUAUACGUUUACCACAUUUGAUGACACUUGACCUUUCAAAUAAUCUAAUUGAAAAUUUACCUUUGAUCAAUGAAAUAACAAAAUUAAAUGUAAAUUUAAGUUAUAAUUUAAUAAAUUAUGUUCAUUUGAAUGAUAGUCAACAUUUAAUUGAUCUUUCAUUUAAUCCAAUAUGUACAAUAGAACAAACAAAAGAUAUAUCAAAUAUAAUAAUGAAUAAUAUAAUUAAUCUUCAUUGUGAUUGUCGUUUAGGUUAUUUUCUUAAAAAUAAUUUAACAAAUUUAUCACAACAAAUUGGAAAUAAUCAACCAUUUGGAAAUCAAACAUUAUGUGCUACACCACAAAUAUUUAAAGGUCAAUUAUUAAAAGAUUUAACAUAUGAACAAUUAUUAACUACAUGUUCAUUAAAUUUACCAAAUAAUUGUAAAGAAGUAACAAAUUUUCAAGAAAUUCAAGAAUAUAUAGAAAAUUUAAUUAAUAUAACAAUUAUCGAUAAGUAUCAGCAGAUUGAAAAUUCAACACAAAUAAUUGAAAUAUCAGAAAAAUUUAAUAAUAAUCAAAAUUCAAUAUCAUCUUUUUAUUUAACAUCAUUCAAUACAUAUUAUGAAAAUAAUGAUUUAUUAAUUUUUUGGGAUUUUGAUACAAAUUUAUUAACAAAUUAUUUUCUAAAAACAAAAUUUCAAAUAAUUAUUGAACAAGAAUAUCCAUCAAAAAUUGAAAUUAUUCGACAAACUGAUUUUAUAUCACCUUAUCUUAAACAAUAUAUUAUUCAUAAUUUACCAUCAAAUCAAAUAUAUCAUAUAUGUUUAUUAAUAACACGUUUAUCAUAUGGUACUGAUAAAUAUUGUCGAGAAAUAACAACAACAACAACAAUAUUAACAUCUAAUAAACAAACAUUAUUUAUUAAUCGUUCAAUUAUAUUUGGUUUUCUUAUUGGUACUAUAUUAACAAUAUGUUUUUUAAUUAUACUAUCUUUUAUUUGUCGUUUACAUUAUAAACAAAAUCAUUCUCAUCAUUUAUUUCAUCAACAUAAUGAACAAAAACAUAAUAUGUAUAUGGAUCGAAAUAAUAAUGAUAAUGAAACAUAUACAUAUUCAUUUGUAUCUUCUCCAUCAAUAAAAUAUUAUUAUUUAAAAAAUAAUCCUUGUCAAACAUGUAUUAAACCUACAUCAUCUUGGCAUUAUCAUAAUUCAAAACAAUUACCAUGUAUACAACCUUCAUCUUAUUGUUUAUUAAAAUAUCAUAAUAGAACAUUAAGUGAUAGUAUAACAAUAAAUCCUAUAACAAGUUUAUCAUCAGAAUAUAGCAAUGGUAUUGAUAAAGAACCAAUAACAUCAACAUCAAUUAUGAGUAAUACAAGUUUAGAUGAACAAUCAAGUCAUAUUAUUCAAUGUUCAACUAAACAUGUUUAUGAAGAACUUGGUGAUACUAAUUUAUUUCUUUGA